AUGGCUGCUUAUGAAGCUCUUUACGAAAGAAGAGGCAGAUCUCCUAUUGCAUGGUUUGAAGUUGGUGAAGCUAGGUUGGUAGGACCUGAUUUAGUUCAUCAGGCUAUGGAGAAGGUGAAAGUGAUUCAAGAGAGGUUGAAAACGGCGCAGAGUCAACAAAAAUCCUACACUGAUAAGAAGUCAAUGGACAAUCCUUCAUUGAUCAUACCAACUGAAGCUAUUGAGAUCAAGGAUAGAGUAUCUUACGAGGAGAUUCCUGUUCAGAUACUAGAUUGCCAAGUUCGCAAGUUUAGGAAUAAGGAAGUAGCAUUAGUCAAAGUUCAUUGGAGGAACUAG
Molecule: messenger RNA, 336 nt
Organism: Solanum stenotomum
Lineage: Eukaryota; Viridiplantae; Streptophyta; Magnoliopsida; Solanales; Solanaceae
Exons: 2
Coding region: 1-336 (111 amino acids)
Source: RefSeq, a predicted model, not a curated record